GAAAUUAGGCGGGGCAACAGUCUUACAGAGUCCGCUGACGCAACUCGUUAAAUUGAACGGGCAAUUUCAGCUUCACAACAAACUUUUUUUUGUAAACUGUGUUUUAGAUCGCUGCAGAAUGCACGACAGGAAUCUCAGUGUGUCUCGUAAUGAGACACUAGAGACCUGGGUCCAAAUGUAAUGGCCACACCUAGGACCAGAUGGCUUCUGUCCAUCUUGCUGGUCAACCUGUCAAAUUGUUUUACUCUAGCAGGCCCUCCUGCUCCUCCCUCUCUUCCUGAGUGCUAUAUCCCAUGUGAUGAGGAAAACUGUACGGUAGAUAUCCACUGUACUUGGGAUCCAAAGCAGGACCCUCAGAUACCCACUAACUACAGCUUGCACUGGGAGGCAGCAAACACAGAGGAAGGGCAUGUGAUCAAUGUGACCAGUUCGAAUGGGUUUAUCCCUCGUGAAGACUUUUCCAAUGGAGAACUUCGUGUUUGGGUCCAGGCUAAGAACCAGCACGGUUCUGCCAAAUCUCAGGAGGCUGUGUUCAAUACAGCAGAAAUCAUCAAGCCACCCCCUCCUAACGUUACCUCUAGCCAUCAGGAGCCCUCAGUGAUUGAAUGGAUUUCCACCUGUGAACAGCUGCAGCUCUCUUUGGGACCCUGUGAUGUCCGACAUCGGACUGAGGCAGACCAAGUCUGGCUUAAGGAGGAGGAUGGAUUCCAUUCCAGCUAUAUAUUCGACAGUCCGCAGCCCUGCACAGUAUAUGAAUUUCAAGUUCGCUGUGUCUGUGCCACAGGCUUGAUGAGUGACUGGAGUGCAAUCCACAAAAUGCAAAACAAAGAGAUCGCCCCUGUUGGAGAGCUGGAUGUAUGGAGGGACUGUGGGAUAUCCACUGCGAGCUUUGACUGUGUUCUGACCUGGAAGCUUUCUGUAUCUCAGACUUGUCUCAUUCUGGGAUAUGACGUCAGACUGUCUUACAAUAACGGCACUGCGGUGUCCUCGAAUGUGUCUGCAGCUGAGCCAAGGGGCCAGUUGGUGUGUAAUGAGAUGCAAUGCCACUUCAAUUCCUCUCUAAAGGAUGUAUCAUCAGUCAGUGUAUCUGCCUACAACGCUGAUGGUUCCACAGUACCUUCUCAUCUUGCUAUGCCAAUAUCAGGUAAAGAGAAAAAUGAGCAAGCUAUUCUGCUCAAGAUGAAUGAAGAGAACCUCACUGUGUUCUGGGAUCUGCCCUCUCAGUUCACUGACAACCUGAAGAAAUAUGUGGUGCAAUACAAACAAGCAGGGUGUCCUCCAGGCCAAGGAUUUGAUUGGAUUAAAGUGGAAAAAAAACAUACAACAGGAUUUUUUAAAGGUCAAUUUAAAAAGUACACACCCUACCAAGUGUCACUGUUCACAGUGUCAAACAGCAGUGAAAUCCAUCACCUUUCAUCAGUUAUUGGAUAUUCUUUUCAAGGAACCCCCUCCAGAGUGUCAUCAUUUAAGGUGUUUUCCAUUGCUGCCACUCGUGUGACCUUGCUUUGGGAACCUGUUCCCCUCUCAAAGCAGAAUGGGGUGAUCCUGUACUACCAAAUAGGAGUAGACAGACAAAACGUGUACAAUGUGAGUGCAUCCCCACAGCAUGAAAAUAAGACUUUUGAGCUGCUGCAUCUCAGUCCGGGACAGGAGUAUGAGGUGUGGAUAAGAGCUGUGACUGUGGCUGGGCCUGGAGAAAAUACCACCACAAGGUUCAAAACCAAGCACCACGAAGAUUUUGCACUCUUAAUACUAGUCCUUCUUGGAUUAAUUAUUCUGGGUGUAAUAUGCUUAUUUUUUGUUUUACUCAGUGCUUGUCGAGGAGAAAGCAAAGCAUGUCCACUGUUGCCUCUGUGUUUCUAUGAGAAAGUGCCAGAUCCUCGCAAUAGCCACAUUUUCAGACAGAUGAAGCACCAGAUUAAUGACCCCUUGGCUCGGAUCUGCAUUCCCGUCUCUGAGCCACAUCCCAAGAUCUCUCUGUUGGAGGUUGUGGAAAUCCAGCCCAGGGCUUUCAAGUCCUCCCUGGAGAAAAUCUCAGACCCUGACGGAUUAACUAGGCUAGAGGUCGGAGAUGGGUGCUCAGAGUUGGAGUGCCAAGAUGAUCAGAGGGAGGAUGCUGUCACAGAGGAGUGUCAUAGGACAGACCACAGACAUGGAAGAGAGGAGUACAGCAAAAUGGUUGACUCCGAUGAUGAGAGGGACAAGGAGGAGGAGGACAGGGGGGAUUGUUGGAGUUCAUCAGAGGAAGAACAGUUAACGUCAGGUUAUGAAAAGCACUUCAUGCCCACUGCUUUGGAAGUACUGGAAAUUUGAUGAUGUCUCCACGUCGGCUCAUGGACAUUUCGCUAUUUCAGUUACAAUCUCAGGUGUACUCCCUUAUUUCUGUCUUAUGUUGAGCAUAGUUGUAAUAAUAUAAAUAUUGUGAGUAGUAUUUUAAGAGGCAAAAAUAACACAAAUGCAUAGACAAACUGAUAAUUUACUCGGUGUGCAGUAAAUCCACCCUAAAACUGAAUUUUUAUUCCAAUCUGGUGUCAACAGGGUACACUUAAUGAAUGACCAAUCCUUAGGCUGAAGAUAUUGACUCCCAGAUGAGGUUGUGAAUGUGUACAUCUGUAAAUCAGAAAUGCCCCUAUAACCUAUAAAUGGAUUUAAAAACUACAAAGCUACAAGAACUAUUGCUAUUUUGAACCCACUGAAUUUAAAUGUUAUCAGGUGCUAUUUCAUUUAUUAUUUCCCUAUUUGGGCAAAUUGUUGACAUCCAUCAUUUUUUGUUUACAUCGUUGCACCUUAAAUAUUAUAUCUUAAUAAGUAAAAUGUACAUUUGACAUAUGUACAACUGCCAUAUGUGAUUAAAUAAACCAUUUUAAUACGG
This is a messenger RNA of Siniperca chuatsi (mandarin fish), 2872 nucleotides long. It is a transcript of the gene il12rb2l, whose product is annotated as interleukin 12 receptor, beta 2a, like. Gene Ontology annotation, cellular component: external side of plasma membrane; signaling receptor complex. The record is from RefSeq and is a predicted model, not a curated record. Bases 181 to 2313 code for a protein of 710 amino acids. Gene Ontology annotation, molecular function: cytokine binding; cytokine receptor activity. The transcript is spliced from 15 exons. Lineage: Eukaryota; Metazoa; Chordata; Actinopteri; Centrarchiformes; Sinipercidae. Gene Ontology annotation, biological process: cytokine-mediated signaling pathway.